AGACUGCCCACUGUUAGUCCAAGUUUAUCUCCCCUGCGAUAACUUCUUACCAGCUCUUAUCACUUCUUCACGGUGACCACCAUGGCGCCGCCAGCAGCUGCGCUGAGCAGCCUGUCCAAUGCUCUGGCUACAGUAGAGCAGCUGUCGAGCUCUUCCUCGUCGAUUGACGGCGUGGCCCCUGAUCUGGAGGCCUCCAUCCGUUUUGCGGGCGCCCAGCUUACCCAGGCGGCUGGCAUUCUUCUACGUCUGUCGCAGGAUAUCAUCGCCCAGGCGAUCGUGACGUUUACUCGAUUCUGGGCUGGACCGGAGGGGGGGAGUCUACGUAUCUACUCCGUCAAGGAUGUGUCCGCCGCAGCGCUGUACAUGACGGCCAAGCUUUCCUUUGAACCCACCUCCCCUCGAUCAGUAUUGAAUGUCUAUGCACUUCUCCUUUCAAAAGAGGCAUCGCCUCUUUGGUUCGUCAAUCCGCGACGACAGGAUCCCACCGAUAAGCCCGCACCUGCACCCGAAACGUACUACCUCUCCGAAGGCGACUACCAGACCCAGCGACAGGUUCUCUUCCGUAUCGAAUCGGUCAUCCUACGAACGCUCGGAUUCAACACUCACGUUGUCCUGCCUCAUACCGUCGCGUUGACCUACUUGCAGACGCUGGGCGUGUCGACCCCGGCGCUCGCCAACCGUGUCUUCGAACACCUCAACGCGGGGCUUCUCUCGCCCCAACUGCUAUACUUGACGCACCAGCCCAACGCCCUGGCCGUUGCGGCUAUCUAUCUGGCCGCGCGCGAGGUCAACGUGAAGCUGGUGGACAGCGAGUGGUGGGAGGUGUUUGAUGUGGACCGCGAGCAGCUGGGUUUCCUCGUCGUGGGUAUGAAGAGCAUGGAGGGGUUCGCCCGGGCGGAGAAGGUAAAGUGGGAGACGCGAACCGUUCCGUUGGUCGUCGAAGAUGUGGACGCAGAGAUCGAACGCCGGAGGAUGAUGGAGGAGGGCGGGUGA
This is a messenger RNA of Penicilliopsis zonata CBS 506.65, 993 nucleotides long. RefSeq lists its product as hypothetical. Gene Ontology annotation, cellular component: nucleus. Bases 82 to 993 code for a protein of 303 amino acids. Gene Ontology annotation, molecular function: cyclin-dependent protein serine/threonine kinase regulator activity. The transcript is spliced from 2 exons. Lineage: Eukaryota; Fungi; Ascomycota; Eurotiomycetes; Eurotiales; Aspergillaceae. The record is from RefSeq and is a predicted model, not a curated record. Gene Ontology annotation, biological process: regulation of transcription by RNA polymerase II.